Molecule: messenger RNA, 1785 nt
Organism: Trichoderma atroviride IMI 206040
Lineage: Eukaryota; Fungi; Ascomycota; Sordariomycetes; Hypocreales; Hypocreaceae
Molecular function (GO): monooxygenase activity; oxidoreductase activity, acting on paired donors, with incorporation or reduction of molecular oxygen; iron ion binding
Source: RefSeq, a predicted model, not a curated record
ACCGUCUCUAUCAUCAUUAUGUUUGCCACAUUUGCCGUUGGCGUUUUUGCUUUAGUCGGGUGUAUCAUCUAUCAUCAAUUCUUUCGAAAGAAAGAUGCCCUGCUGAGUCUUCCUCCAGGGCCAAGGGCUCUACCAAUUAUUGGCAAUCUCUUGGAUCUUCCGCCCGCUGGGACGCCCGAGUUUCAGCAUUGGCUCCCAUUCAAAGAUGUAUACGGCCCUCUUAGCUCUGUAACAGUUUUGGGCCAAACAAUGGUCAUCAUUCAGGAUAAGCAAGCAGCACAUGAAAUUAUGAACGAAAUGUCUCUCAAGACUUCCAGCCGGCCAAGGACAGUUUUUGCUUACGAGCUGUGCGGUCUUGACGAUUUCACAUCUGGUAAACCAUAUGAUGCAACCUUUCGGCUGCAUAGAAAAGUCAUGCACCAACAGGCAGGCACUAGACUGCUUGCGGGGAGGUUCAACGACAUCCAAGAUACAGAGUCGCGCCAUCUUUUACAGCGCAUCCUGGAUGAUCCUGAGAAUCUUGUUAAGCAUUUUAGGACCUUGGCGGGCGCCAUUGUCUUAAAAAUCGUGUAUGGUUAUUCGAUCGAUCCGCAUGCGACUGAUCCUUUGGUGGCAUUGAUCGAGAAGAUGAUGGACAACUUUUCAAUAGCUAUGACUCCGAUGAGAUACUUGGUUGAUAUCUUUCCCGUCCUUCAGCAUCUGCCGAAUGGAUUUCCAGGAACAGCAUUCAAAAACGAAGCCCAGAAAAUGAAGAAGCUCAACUUUGACACAGCUCAUAUUCCCUAUACAUUCGUUGAACAGCAAAUGGCAAACGGCUCCUGCCGUUCUUCAUUCGUGUCAAACCUGAUUGAACGAUACAGCAGUGACAAAUCAAAUGACGCAAAGCUAGACCAUGACACUGAAGAUGCUAUCAAGUGGGCGGCGGGAAUCAUGUACGGUGGAGGUGCAGAUACCACUGUGUCAGCUCUGACCGCUUUUACAUUAGCCAUGCUCUUGUUUCCAGAAGUCCAGAAGAAGGCACAGGAGGAAAUCGACAACGUGAUUGGCGCAAAUCCCAGUCGACUUCCUCGGUUCGGAGAUGAGGUACGGUUGCCUUACGUCUCAGCCGUUGCCAAGGAAUUGAUGAGAUGGUAUUCUGUUGUGCCAAUGACUACGCCUCACAUGUCCGAUGAAGAGAUUACCUACGGCGGCUGUCGGAUCCCAAAAGGGUCAAUCUUGAUCGUCUCAUCAUGGUGGUUGAACCAUAACCCGCAAACAUACUCGGAUCCAUAUCGUUUCUCUCCAGAGAGAUUCCUAGAGCCACGGAAUGAGCCCGAGCCAAGCGGACCAUUUGGCUGGGGCCGCAGAAUAUGUCCUGGAAGAUACAUUUCAAAUGAUACUAUCUUUAUAACCGUUGCGCGGGUGUUAGCCACCUUCAAUAUCACCAAGGCAACCGACAAAAACGGAGCUUUCAUGGAGCCUAAAUUAGAAUAUUCGCCGGGGUUAAUUUCUCACCCGGCGAGUUUUCCAUAUGCUAUUACUGUGAGGAGCCAGAAACACGAGGAACUAAUUCGUUCUGCCGAAGUGGAUCAUCCGUGGGAAAAGAGCGACGCUGAUUUUCUUGUAUUUGGUGGCGACGAACAGCCUACAGAUCAAAACUUGAAAUUUCCAUAAUAGCCACAUGUGAUUAUUUUCAGUAUGUCGCCAAUGGCAGAGGACAAAGAGUAACAGAAAACGGCAGUUUGGCAAAUUUGAUCAGCAUGUUAGUCCAGUGUACUUGAAUAUUCAAAGUGUUCAUUUUGCUUC